GAAAGAAUUUAAAGUGAAAUUCGAAAAAUGUUCGCUCUCGGUAUGUGGAUUACAUAAAAAUUGCUUCAAGUGAAGCUCCAAUGGAAGCUGUGAUUUACUGAGCGUGUGAGCGUGAGUGUCCAUCUGCGGAUCGUGCUUUGUCCCAGUUCUGCUGACCGCCCUAGUCCAUUGUUUUCACGUCCUCUCGGGGGCCAUUUACCUGUUCGUGGUUCAGCUGCUGCGUGGGUCACGGAAAGAGAGCCACAGUGUGUGAGAGAGGGAGAGAGCGCGACGCUAGAACUCCUGGACCAGAGGACGCAUUCGUUCGUCAUCGAAAAUCAUCCGAUCCGUACCGGCUGUACGCGUGGGUGUGUGCGUGUUGAUUGAACGAAGCAACGGUACGGAGCAAAGAAAAGAAGAGCGCCAAGGCGCCUCCCAACUGUCCGGCGGCAGCGCAGCAUCCUAGAAUCUCGAAGAGUGCAACAACACAAGAUGCAACAAUUGGCGAACAUCAUCGGGGCGAAUGCCUAUUACGACGGAAGCCGAGUGUUCACCUGGCUGGCCGAGAUGUGCGGACUAUCGGUCGAUUUGGUGAACUUCCUGAUCACGCAGUUUCUGGCGCUGAUCCUUGCGUCCACGUUCCGCUCGUACUUGCACCCGUCGAAGGUGUCUGCCAGCACCCGGCACGCCAUCGGGCUGGUGAUCGGUCUGUUCUUCGGUUACUUCUGCUUCGGUCAGCAAGCGAUCCAUAUCGCCGGCCUGCCGGCCGUUUGCUAUGUCGUCAUCCGCACGCAAAAUCCGCAGAUCGUGCAGCGACUCGUCAUGGUCGUGGCCCUCAUCUACCUGUCCUGCAUCCAUCUGCACCGCCAGUACUACGACUACGGGUCGUACUCGCUCGACAUUACCGGUCCGCUGAUGAUCAUCACGCAGAAGGUGACGAGCCUGGCAUUCAGCAUCCACGAUGGGUUCACGCGCGAGAUGAAGGACCUCACCGCGAGCCAGCAGCAGCACGCCAUCCAGAAGCUACCGUCGGCGCUGGAGUUUUUCUCCUACACCCUGCACUUCCAGGGCCUGAUGGCGGGUCCACUUGUUUUCUACAAGGACUAUAUCGACUUCAUCGAGGGCUGCCACAUCCUGAAGCAAGCGUCCGCCAACGCCAAUUACGAUAUCGACAAGAAAAUCGUUCACGAACCGUCGCCCGUGAAAGCGGUGGUCAAGAAGGUGAUCGCCAGCCUCGUGUGUGCGCUGAUCUUCAUCAAGUUCGCGACGAUCUAUCCGAUCAAAACGAUGAAAGAUGAUGGCUUUAUCGAGAGUGCCGGCUUUUUCUACUCGCUGUGGUACAUGAUGAUGGCCACGACGGCGGUCCGAUUCAAGUACUACUUCGCCUGGCUGAUGGCCGACGCGAUCUGCAACAAUUCCGGGCUGGGAUUUAACGGGUACGACGAGCGGGACGGUGUGACGCCGCGCUGGGACAUGCUGUCCAACAUUCAGGUGCUGGAGUUCGAGUUCGGCACCAACUUCCGGAACUGCAUCAACGCGUGGAACGCCGGCACGAACCGCUGGCUGCGCAUGGUGGUGUUCGAACGCGUCCCGAAACGGUACGGCACGCUGCUCACGUUCAGCCUGAGUGCCCUCUGGCACGGCUUCUAUCCCGGUUACUAUAUGACGUUCGCCACCGGUGCCCUGAUCGUGGUGGCGGCUCGCACCGCCCGCAAGCUGUUCCGGGCGCCCUUCCAGCGCACGGGCACCUCGCGCGCCCUCUACGACGUACUGACCUGUCUGGUGACGCGCGUCUUCAUGGGCUACGCCACGUUUCCAUUCGUUCUACUCGAGUUUAAGGCUAGUCUUCGUAUGUACCUGAAUGUGUUUAUGUGCCUUCAUCUGGUCGCUAUGAUCACUAUGUUUGUUUUAUCGAAAUUCGUACCGCGCGGGACUGCCGGCGGCAGCACUCGCGCCCACGCAAAGGUUAGGCUCGACGACGAAGCUUCACCGAUGAUCGAUCCCGCCGCAGCCGUCGGUGAGCUGCCGAAGAGCACGCCCGUCGCCAUCGAAUCCGAAGGGAUCCGUUUCCGGGGCGAGAACGGUCGACGGGCGGUUGUGCCGGAGUUGUCCCACCCGGCGGCCGGCAGCGUUGACGCUGUGAAGAAACCUUCGCCCGGCCAGAUCACCGCAAGCGAUACCAGCAUCAUCAUCAACUACACAAACAAGACUGACGAACAUUUGCUGUCCGCAGAGGACAACAACAACAGUGCCACUUCCACCACCAUGAAACCACCGGGACCGCCACCGCCACCGCCGCAAGCCGUUGUCAACGGCAAGAGCCCGAAGCCUGCCCGCGAGCGCAUCAAGGAGAAACUGGAGCAAGAAACGCGCAACCUGGAAGAGUUUAUCGACAAGACGGUGACGGGCUUCGUCGAGCUGAAGGACGAUCUGAUGCGCAUGAACGAGCCCAGCACCAUCGGUGGGCUGUACAUUCCUCGCAACGGCGGCAUCGCGAUUGGUGUUGGUGGCGCAGGCGAUACACUUAUCGUUAACGGGAACUCCGGAUCCAACGGUACCACCCUUGGCAGCGGCAGCACUACCAGCAGCGGAGCGUUUCUGAAGAAGGAAAUCGACGCCCUGAACGCGGCCGUACAGCAGGCGAACGUGUUGCCGGCGGUACUGAGCAACGGGCAUGCCAAGUAGGGGACAGAAUGCAGCACAGCAACAGAUAUAUUCUUCCCAGAUGGCACCACAGUUUCCUCUCUCCUCUCUCACCUUCUUCUUCUGGACGAGGACGAUCCGGACCUCGACCGGAGCGCAAAAGGUACGUAAAGUUUAACAUUCUUCUUCCGGCCGCUCUCUCUGUCGGUGGCACACACAACGGUUGACGGGGUCGCUUAAAGCCCCUUCGUUUGCUCCGCGUCGCCACGAGUCACCCUCGGAAGUGGUGAUUCCUUCACGUUCGUCGUUUUGCAACCAUGUUAUCGAUCCGCACGCACGACCCAAAACGCUGCAUGAUCGAUAAACCUAAAAAAACCUUUUACUGGUAAAAGCGGGAACCGAAACCAACGGCAGAAAGGCGACGAAAAAAUCUAUCUAAAAACACUAAAACGACAAGCAAAAUUUGCUUCGAGAUACGAUCGAUCGGCUGCGGGCGCGAUGAUCGGUAAAUGUCGGUGCACUGGGCCCUCAGUGGAAGGAUAUAUUUUUGAGACAAGAAAGCACAGAUCACCGCUGUAUAUUAUAUUCAUAUUCGAUCGUGUGUCGGCCAACCAACAACGCGCCGCCGCCGGUACUACUUACCAAAAGUCAACACUCCACUUGCUUCCAGUGAACUGGUGUUCCCCAGCGAAGGACGUUUCUAGUUGCUGCAACCACGUCGGUGUAGAAGAAAGUGGCUCGUGCUCCUUUUUGGUUCCGUGAAAAUAUUCUGAACAUCAUAUCAAUGUAUGAUCUAUAUCUAUCCACAUCUACCUUUUAAGUGUACUCAACUGGCGCGCUCGUCCGGCCGAGCAGGUAAUUUAAGAUUUUAACAAAAUUGUGCGUAAAUUGAGUUUUAGAAUCCCCUACUCGCUUCCUUUACGACGAUGAUGCUUCCAAAUUAGUGUGUCCAUGUGAGAUUAUUCCUUACCACCGUGCUGCUCUUCCAGUUCCGCGCUCCAUUUUGGAUGCUUUUUUAUCUUUAAACACCCUCAGACAUUGCUUCCAAACACGAUCGCGAGGAUCGCGAAAGGAGCUACCCUUGGCUUCGUAUUGACAAAGAGAGAGAGAGAGAGAGAGAGCGCACAUACCAAAUGUUUCAAAAGAGAGCGAGAGAGAGAAAGGGGGAGGGAGACAGAGAAACAGAGAUUAUUUUACGUUUUUGUUGUUGCCUGUUGUCCCCGAUCCCCAAUUAUGGUGCGAUGCGCUUGCUAUUACUUAGGUUAGAUAGGAGCCAAUUAAAACGGGAGAAAGGAGGUGAAAGAGGACACACAAUAGUGGCAGCCAGGACCAACAGCCACCACAUACGUGCCCCGCGCUGACCACCUGCAAACCAAUAUGCGGUCCAAACUAACCGCCGCCGCUGCUUAACCUACUACAGAACCUGCGAAAGGCGCACCGAGGCACAAACAAAAACGAGUUCCUCAAGGGAACAAUACUAUAAACAAACCACAAAUACCGUAGAGGACACAAAAUAAGGCGGAGGGCUAACUGAACAUACAAAUGCAUACAGCAAACAAGCGCGCAAACAAGAAAAUGUGACUACGUUUAUUCCUUUCUCAAUGUCGCGGAUUAUCAUGGGCCGCCGCCAAUGGCGGCUAGUAAAGGGUAGAUACAAAGUAUAAGAGAGAAGGAGAAAGAGAGAGGGAAAGAGUGUGUAUGAAGAGCACCGGAUGAGCGCAACCAACCAAUGUGUAGUCGAAAACAGCAAAACUAUACAAAAGUAUAAUGGAAAAACAAAACCAAGAUAAAACAAAAAUCUUUUUG
This is a messenger RNA of Anopheles bellator, 4428 nucleotides long. RefSeq names its product lysophospholipid acyltransferase 6 (gene oys). Lineage: Eukaryota; Metazoa; Arthropoda; Insecta; Diptera; Culicidae. Gene Ontology annotation, cellular component: membrane. Gene Ontology annotation, biological process: lipid modification. Gene Ontology annotation, molecular function: acyltransferase activity. The transcript has 5 exons. The coding region runs from base 472 to 2664 and encodes 730 amino acids. The record is from RefSeq and is a predicted model, not a curated record.